Rosa rugosa (rugosa rose) is the source of this 2736-nucleotide messenger RNA. Its product is annotated as vegetative cell wall protein gp1-like. The coding region runs from base 1236 to 2624 and encodes 462 amino acids. The record is from RefSeq and is a predicted model, not a curated record. The transcript is spliced from 4 exons. NCBI's taxonomy places the organism in Eukaryota, Viridiplantae, Streptophyta, Magnoliopsida, Rosales, Rosaceae.
CUGUAAAAAAUAUUUCUUGAAAAAAAAAUGUAAAUAAUAUUAUUUUAAUCCCUCAGCUUUCACACUAUGUAUCACUUUUAUUAAUUAAGGAACUAGAAAUUGCCUACACCCGAUGGGUGUGUGGGUAGUUAUGCUUAUAUGAGUGGGUAGUUUUAGGAAAUUCUUUUAGUUAAUUUUUUUCAUGGGUCCUUGACCCAAAGCACCAAAUGAGCAAAAAUUAUCUCACUUACCCUACCAACAGAUUUUUAUUCCCACUAGCCCAAUUUAAACUGAAAUGACAAUUUUACCCUCAAUCUAAUUAAAAAACUACAACACUGCCACUCCUCAUCUCUCUCUCUAGCACGACCCGUCGCCGGUACUUCUCUCUCUCUCUCUCUCUCUCUCUCUCCAGCAUGAUGCUAGUGGAUUCCCACGGCGACGGCGUUUCCGGUACUACAUUUCAGGGAAGGCAGAGCUAUGGAAGAACUUGGUAGCCGAGCUUUUGGAGCCUUCUUCGAUUCCGGUGACCGAGCCGAUCGAUCUAAAAGACGACACUGCAACGAAUCGAAGACGGAAGGUCCAGCCUUCUUCCCUGCACUCAUCCCUCCGUCGGCCUUCUUCUUCGUUGUUUUCCAGCACCGACGUCGUCGUCAUCUUCGGCAUCGCCGGCGUCAUGUUCUGCGUUUUUACUUUCUCUCUCUCUCUCUCACUCUUUUUUAGUUGCUAAUUCCUUUCGUUUUGAAAUCUAAGGUUGUGAUUGAACGAUUUUGUGGGUGCAGAUCAAUCAAAAGAAAUUAUGAUGGAAAAAUUCUGAAACCGGGGAAGACAAACAAAGAAGUAAGGGUUUCCGAUGGUCUGCAACUGGGAAAGAAGGGGGAAGAAGAAGACUGGGGGCCCAAAUCAAUUUUUUUCUUUUCUUUUUAAGUAAUGGGGCAGAAGGAAAGCAAAAAAAAAAAGUUUUGAAUGUCUAUUGGGGGGCAAUAGACGUCUAUUAGAGGACAAUAGACGUUUUGAAUUGAUAUAAUCUCUUCAUUUUUUUUCUUUAAUCAAAGUUUUAUUUGUCUAAUUUUAAGAAGAUUAGUUCCCAUUCCGGCGACCGAAAGUUCUAUUGGGGGGCAAUAGACGUCUAUUGGGGGCAAUAGAGGUUUUCAGAAAAAUCCGGUGGGCGGCUGCCGGUGACGGGAAUUCGGCGAAAAUUGGCUGGAAUCCGGUGAAAGUUGGCCGGAAUCCGACGACUGGCUCCGGCGAAGUCUCCUAUGUCUAUGGCAGGACAUGGUGAUGAUGGUAAUGCUAAUAAACAUCCGCCGCCGCCUCCACCCCAGAAAACGCCAUCACCGGCUCCAGUGAAGUCACCGCCACCAGCUCCGGCACCUCGAGCAAAUGCACAGGCACCGGCCCCCCGAGGGAAUGCACAGGCACCGGCCCCCCGAGGGAAUGCACCGGCUCCAACACCACUAGCAAAUGCACCGACUCCGGCACCCCGACCAAAUGCACCAGCUCCCCCACCCCCACCCCCUGUACCUGCUCCACCCCCGAAUAAUUCUUCAGACGAAAACAACUCUUUGUUUGGCUUGAUCCUUCUACCUGCUGCUCUGGCAGCCGCCGGCGCCGGGGCUGGUGCUGGCUUUAGUGGCGCCGCUGCCAUAGCUAGCUUCGAAGCUGCAGCUGCCUCUGCAGCUGCAACAGCAGCUGCAAACAUCCUCCAAGAACUUUUAAAACGUAACAAAAAUGAAACACCGCCGGGUAAGAAUCAGUGCACAUGCUCGUCAGGUGGGAAGGAACCUCCUCCGGCUAGGACCUCCCCUACUCCACCAUCUCCAAUCAAACCUUCGACUCCACCAGCUCAAGGAAGGUCACCACCUUCGCCACCUCUGAAAAGGGCACCACCACCUCCCCCACCUUUAAAAAAGGCACCACCACCACCACCAUCGGAGGAAGAAGAUGGAGAGACACCAGCUCCUUCACCUCAAGAUGACAACUUAUUGGCUCCAUCACCUUUUGUGGACGCACCCUCUCAUUCACCUCUAGCAAACACACCUGCUCCUUCACCUCUGGCGAGUGCACCCGCUCCUGUUGGCGGCGCUGGCGCUGGCGGAUACAAAUCCAAAGCUGGAGCUGGAAAGACCAUCCUUGGCGGCGGUAUUGGAAAAACCAUCUCAGACAUGGGUAGCCAUGAGACCGGUGAAAAUUUAAACACUAAGGUAAUAACGCCCCACACGCGUCAGUGCAGGUGCCCUAAAUCUCCGGCUAUGACCUCCCCCAUUCCACCAUCUCCAAUCAAACCCUCGACUCCACCAGCUCAAGGAAGGUCACCACCUUUGUCACCUCUGAAAAAGGCACCACCAUCUCCCCCACCUUCAAAAAAGGCACCACCACCUCCACCAGCUCCAGCACCUCAAGAUGACGAUGAUGUGGCACUAGCUCCCGCACCUCAAAAUGACAAGGCUUCUGUUGCAGAUUGCAUAACGUUAUGUGAUCAGAGGUGUGCGCUUCACCGAAAUAAGAAAGUGUGCACGGAUGUAUGUAUGAUUUGUUGUGACCGCUGCAACUGUGUUCCACCCGGACCUUCUGGCAGCAACAAGGAAACAUGCGGCCCCUGCUACACUCAAAUACUCAUCCAAGAAUACAAGUACAAUUGUCCUUGAAAUAAAAUAGCUAGCCGCAUUUUUUAAACGCUAUAUGUUUCAUCAAGCUAAACAAUUCUACUACUAUAUUGAGCUUAUAAAAAAUUAAUAAUAUUAAAAGAAAUUUUAUUCA